Messenger RNA from Plasmopara halstedii, 741 nucleotides. RefSeq names its product Protein of unknown function DUF3228. NCBI's taxonomy places the organism in Eukaryota, Oomycota, Peronosporomycetes, Peronosporales, Peronosporaceae. The record is from RefSeq and is a predicted model, not a curated record. The transcript has 4 exons. The coding region runs from base 1 to 741 and encodes 246 amino acids.
AUGCUGCUCACGCAAUUGCGAACGACGGUAAAAACACGCCACUUCCAGACUCGCGGAAUUCUUAAUAUGCUUGGUGCCGCCACGACAAAGACAGAAAAGGCGGUGGCCGAGACCGUAGAGGCAUCAUCAUCACACAAGCGUGGUGACAUCGUGCUCGACGGCUUUGCUAAACGCCAGUUUGAGGACAAAACGUAUGCAGGUACGUGCCUCGACUACGACAAGGAUGAGUUUGUGAAGAAGAUCAAUGAAAUUUACGAGGCAAAUGGCAAGAAGCUGGUUGAUGGCUAUGCGCCAUUUUGCAAGCACUUGUUCGUUAAGAACUUUACAGGCGCUCGUCAUACUAUGGUACCCAUUACGCAGGCCAAUGCUCACAAUGUCAUGUCGGAUUACGAGGCUCGUACUGAAUACGAAUUACCAGUACUCACCCGUUGGUUCCCGAGCCAUAGUGUGACCCCUAGAGUAGCUGAGUUCUUGGACAUUAUUCUUUACAGCCGUGAACAGAUUAUAAAAGAGAAUGAGGCCAUCGAUCUACAAGCAGACCCAUCUCAUCGCGACGUCCCAUGGGGUAUUGUGGCGAUCAAAGCACAAGAUGUGGACCAUGAAUUGCCUAUGAAACCGAUUACCAUGAUGCGAAAUGCUAUUGGCAAGGAACAAGGUGGAUCUGGCGUGCCCAUUGACCGAGACGAGUACAUGAAGGCAGUGGAGUACUGGCGAAACCACGUAGUGAUCAAGAAAAUGUAG